Messenger RNA from Cucumis melo (muskmelon), 1997 nucleotides. Its product is annotated as cyclic dof factor 3. The transcript has 2 exons. The coding region runs from base 179 to 1588 and encodes 469 amino acids. The record is from RefSeq and is a predicted model, not a curated record. Gene Ontology annotation, molecular function: DNA binding; DNA-binding transcription factor activity. Gene Ontology annotation, biological process: regulation of DNA-templated transcription. Lineage: Eukaryota; Viridiplantae; Streptophyta; Magnoliopsida; Cucurbitales; Cucurbitaceae.
ACCGAGUUGCCCAAUGCCAGCCCAGACAAUCAAACAAACAAACAACAACACACUCUCCCAAUAUCCAUUACCAUUUCAUCUUCUUCUUCUUCUUCUUCUUCUUCUUCUUCUUCUUCUUCUUCCUCUUCCUCUUAACAACUCCCCUUCCUUUCUUUUUUUCUUUCUUCCUUUCUAGAAAAUGCUCGAAAUUAAAGAUCCUCCCAUUAAAAUCUUCGGCAAGGAGAUUCAACUUCCCCCAGACUGUGAACUUUCCUUCAUCGAAAGCGAUGAUGAUGAUGAUCAUUCCGAUUCCUUUUCCGAUAAACAACCCGGAGAUGGAGCACUACCAAAGGAUGUAGGGAAAGCCUCUGAGAGUUCAGCUGCAAAAGAGGAAACUCUUCAUGAUUCAGAGGAUUCUGCAUGUGUACAAACAGCCAAUGAGGCGCACAUGAAUCCUGAAGUUGUAUCGAUGGAUGAAAAUGACAAGCUAGAAACAGGCAAACCCGAGAAAGAACAGAAUGAUGCACCCAACUCGAAAGAGAAAUUGAAAAAGCCAGACAAAAUACUUCCAUGUCCCCGCUGCAAUAGCAUGGAAACCAAGUUUUGUUAUUACAAUAAUUAUAAUGUCAACCAACCACGCCAUUUUUGCAAAGCUUGUCAAAGAUAUUGGACUGAAGGCGGUACCAUGAGGAAUGUCCCCGUUGGAGCUGGUCGCCGAAAGAACAAGAACUCGGCCUCUCACUACCGACAGAUUACAAUCUCAGAGGCUUUACAAGCUGCACAAAUUGAUGUUCCUAAUGGAGUCAACUGCCUAGCAACCAAAAGCAAUGGCCGAGUCCUAAAUUUCAGUGUAAACGCACCUGUUUGUGAAUCUAUGUCGACUGUCCUCAAUCCUACAGGAAGGAAGGUGUUGAAUGGGACUAGGAAUGAAUUUUACAGACCCGACGACCAAGGAAUUAAAGCACCUUGCAAGGGUGGGGAAACUGGCGAUGAAUGUUCCAGUGCAUCUUCAGUGACGAUGUCAAGUUCAAUGGAGGAAGGAGCCAGGAGGUGCCCUCAAGAACCACAGAUGCAGAACAUCAAUGGUUUCCCUCCUCAAAUUCCAUAUCUUCCUAGUGUUCCUUGGCCUUGUUCGUGGAAUGCACCAGUUCCACCACCGGCCUUCUGCCCUCCUGGAGUUCCUUUACCAUUCUAUCCGGCAACAUACUGGAGCUGUGGCGUUCCAGGUGCUUGGAAUAUUCCUUGGUUCCCUCCACAACACUGUUCACAAAACUCUGGUGCAAAUUCACCUACACUAGGAAAGCAUUCCAGAGACGGUGGUGACAAACUCCAAGCUGAUAAUUCCGAGAAGGAAGAACCUCCAAAACAGAAAAAUGGAUCUGUUUUGAUUCCCAAAACUUUGAGAAUUGAUGACCCGAAUGAAGCCGCUAAGAGUUCGAUAUGGGAGACACUUGGAAUUAAGAAUGAUUCAAUCAAAGCUGUUGACCUGUCUAAGGUCUUUCAAUCAAAGGGUGAACAAAAGAAUAGUGUUUCUGAAGUAUUAUCUCCAGUUUUGCAAGCUAACCCUGCAGCCUUAUCAAGAUCUCGUACUUUUCAUGAGCGUUCGUGAAUGGUAUUGAAGUAAUUUAAGAUUUUAGUCCACAGUUUAAGGGAAACUUGGAUUUUUCUCCCUUAAUCUGACUUACGGGUAACGUUCCUUCCUCCUUCAUAUAAUUGAAUUUCCAGGUUCAUUGUAGAAAAAAACUCUUCGACUUCAGAAGCUUAAGCAUGAAGUGGAGACAAGCAUCAACCUCAAGCUUCUUCUGCCUAAGAAGCCAUCCAGUUUUUCAAGAAUCCUGGAAUUGUUGUCUCUAUAGAAAGAUAGCAGCCAUUGCCUUUUUUUUCUCUCUCUAAAUGUUUUGAGUUUGUGGAAUCUGCUAGCCAUCUUUUUGUACAUAUAUUUACAUAUGUGAAUAGUUGAAGUAGAGUUGCAGCAAAGUUUCUUAGAUGUAUAAAAAUGCAGUCAAAGUUUGCUUCAA